GGCGGUGGCAGCGGCGGCGGCUCUCACCAGACCGGGCCCCGCGCAGCGCGCACCCGAGGGGGGUCGGGCGGGGAAGCGGCGCCAGCCCGGACCCCCCCGCGGGAGCAGGCGGCGGGCGAGAAGGCGAGGCAGCGGCGGCAGCAGACAGGGAGCAGCGGCUGCCGGGAUACUAUCUGCAGCCUUUUCUCAAGUGUUUCACCGUGAAUUGUGUGUCAAACUGUACAAGGUAUCUUAGUUGAAGUUUCAGCAAUCGAAAAAUUAGAGACUACUGAGAAGAAGGUGCUUUUUCAGCUGGAGAUGUGAAUAAGACUCCCGGGCCAGAACUCAUAAAUCAUCUUCAGGAUCCCCACCCCCCCGGGACACCACAUUACGAGUGGUCACCAUGUCUCCUUAGGCUCCCCUGGCUGUGACAGUUUCUCACACUUUUCACUGUUUUGAUGAUCUUGUCAGUUUUGAGGAGAACCAAUCAGAAAAUGACUGCGGUGUUGGAAGAUCAUUACUAUUGGAAGGCCGGUUAGCUUCAGUUUCCUAACAGAUACUUGACCACCAUUUGUUCUGGCAUGGCGCAGAGCAGUCCACAGCUUGAUAUGCAGGUUCUCCAUGACCUCCGACAACGUUUCCCGGAGAUUCCAGAGGGUGUCGUGUCUCAAUGCAUGUUACAGAACAACAACAAUCUUGAAGCCUGUUGCCGAGCCCUCUCCCAGGAGAGUAGCAAAUACUUAUAUAUGGAAUACCAUAGUCCAGAUGACAACAGGAUGAAUCGAAAUCGCCUUUUGCAUAUUAAUCUGGGUAUCCAUUCUCCUAGUAGCUACCACCCAGGAGAUGGAGCCCAACUUAAUGGUGGUCGAACACUGGUACACAGCUCAAGUGACGGGCAUAUUGAUCCACAGCAUGCAGCAAGUAAACAGCUGAUCUGUUUAGUUCAGGAACCACACUCAGCUCCAGCUGUUGUGGCUGCUACUCCAAACUACAAUCCAUUUUUUAUGAAUGAACAGAACAGAAGUGCAGCUACUCCUCCUUCACAGCCACCUCAACAGCCAUCUUCCAUGCAAACAGGAAUGAAUCCGUCUGCUCUGCAAGGGCCUUCACCACCACCACCGCCACCUCCUUCAUACAUGCACAUACCUCGGUAUACUACAAAUCCGAUUACUGUUACAGUAUCCCAAAACCUCCCUUCUGGACAGACUGUACCAAGAGCUUUACAAAUUCUUCCACAGAUUCCAAGCAAUCUCUAUGGGCCUCCUGGUUCUAUUUAUAUUAGACAGACAUCUCAGAGUUCAUCAGGAAGACAAACUCCUCAGAGUACGCCAUGGCAGUCCUCCCCACAGGGCCCAGUGCCUCAUUAUAGCCAACGUCCUUUACCUGUUUAUCCACAUCAACAGAACUAUCAACCUUCUCAGUAUUCUCCCAAACAGCAGCAGAUUCCUCAACCUGCUUACCAUUCACCACCUCCUUCUCAGUGUCCUUCACCGUUCAGCUCUCCGCAGCAUCAAGUGCAACCUUCCCAGUUGGGCCAUCCAAGUUCCCACGUCUUUAUGCCACCAAGUCCUUCCACCACUCCACCCCAUCCCUAUCAACAAGGACCUCCUAGCUAUCAGAAACAGGGAAGCCAUUCGGUAGCCUAUCUCCCAUACACACCAUCCAGCUUACCCAAAGGAUCCAUGAAGAAGAUAGAAAUUACAGUUGAACCCUCUCAAAGACCUGGGACAGCAAUGAAUAGGAGUCCUUCACCUAUCAGUAAUCAGCCGUCUCCACGGAAUCAGCACUCACUGUACACAGCCACCACACCACCUUCAAGUUCUCCUUCAAGAGGAAUAUCCAGUCAACCAAAACCUCCAUUUAGUGUUAAUCCUGUGUAUAUUACGUAUACACAGCCAACUGGACCUUCAUGUGUUCCAACACCAUCUCCUCGAAUGAUACCAAACCCAACUACGGUUUUUAAAAUUACCGUAGGUCGAGCAACGACUGAAAACCUUUUAAAUUUAGUGGACCAAGAAGAACGUUCUGCAGCCCCAGAACCUAUUCAGCCCAUUUCAGUGAUACCUGGCUCUGGAGGAGAAAAGGGAAGCCACAAAUACCAGAGGAGUUCUAGUUCUGGAUCAGAUGACUAUGCCUAUACACAAGCCUUGCUGUUACAUCAGCGAGCAAGGAUGGAGAGGUUAGCAAAGCAGUUGAAACUUGAGAAAGAGGAGCUAGAGCGGUUGAAGGCCGAAGUUAACGGUAUGGAGCAUGACCUGAUGCAGAGACGGCUCCGAAGGGUCAGCUGCACCACUGCGAUCCCCACGCCUGAGGAAAUGACAAGAUUGAGAAGCAUGAACAGACAACUCCAGAUAAAUGUUGACUGUACACUCAAAGAAGUUGACCUCCUUCAAUCUAGAGGAAACUUUGAUCCGAAAGCCAUGAAUAAUUUCUAUGACAACAUAGAACCGGGCCCAGUUGUACCACCGAAGCCAUCUAAAAAAGACUCAGCAGACCCUUGCACAAUUGAGAGGAAAGCCCGAAGAAUUAGCGUGACCUCCAAAGUACAGGCAGACGUCCAUGACACCCAGGCAGCAGCUGCAGAUGAGCAUCUAACUGGCUCCAAGCAGGGUCCUCGGUCCCAGCCCCGAGAUGAAGACUACGAAGGGGCUCCGUGGAAUUGUGACAGCUGCACCUUCCUGAACCACCCUGCCCUGAACCGCUGUGAGCAAUGCGAGAUGCCACGGUACACUUGAACUCGGAUGGGUCUGCGUCAACUUGAGAGCGACACUCAAAGCACCCACUUGAAGACAAGGAAACCUGGGGAGUCUGUUCAUCCGCCCGGCCUUUCCGUGGCAGGUUCCAGGGGGGAGGAGGAAGGACCCUGCAGGAGCCUGUGCUCACUAAGGGAAGAAUGGGGAGUUCUCUAUGCUUUGGGGGGUUUUUUGGGGGUUUUUUUGUUUUUUUCCUUUCUUAACUCAUUGCAGAGUGAGAUAGAAAGGGAUACUUGAAACUGGGAAAGGAUCCACUCCUGAAAGAAUGUACACGGAGCAGUCACGCCCUCUUCUGUGGAAUCCCAAUUGUUAAAGUUACUGCUGAGUAGCCCUUAUUUUAUAAACUAGAACUUGCAAUCAUGGUGUGACCUGUUACAGUUCAUGUAGACCGACUGUGAAUUCCCAGAGCAGACCUACCUGGUCGCAGCUCUCCGGAAACCCGAGGUUCCCCAUGCUUCUUCCCGGUGUUUCCUGUUGAAGAGAAGACAGGCAAAAGCACCCAGAAUUUUUUUUUUUUUUGGGCAAACUAAUAAGGGUAUUUGUAAUUGCUGCUUUUUUCAGAGGUAAUUUCAAACACACACGAUCGUUUAAAAUGUGAUUUGUAGCAGUCGGGAAAGAGGCAUAUCAUGCCCUGUGUUCAAAAGUACAAUCAGAGGUGAGAAGGUCCCUUUUGCUUGUACAGUAAUACAUGGAGCUAAAUCAACACUGGUAACUAAGAUCUAAUUACGCCACAAUAGAUAUGAUUUUUAUGUUACUGCAUGCUUUUAUUAGGCCAUUGGCUUUAAAAAUAAGAAGUCCUUACCAAGUACGAUUUUAUGAAUGACCUUCUCAUAAAACUGCGCUUUGCCAAUAGCACAGUGAAUGUAUGCCAAAUGCAAAUCCAUUCCAGAAUCCAUUGGAAAUCUUGAGCUCAGCUGUGGUUCUGUAAGAAAUGUGUGCAGUCCAUAGGGCCUUUUUUUUUGUUCCUUCCAAUUUUGUGAUGAAUUUAUGAUGUUUACAGCACAGUGUUUUGUGCCACAAUCCUAACUUAGCUGAAAAAAAAAUAUUAGCUGUUCAAUACAGAUUUAUUUGCACAUGUUAAUAAACCAGUAUGAGGGAAAUCCCAGUUGGCCAAUGUCAUCAAGGUGUACACUGCGUUACUUGGGAGGAAGAGAAGGCUAGUCAAGAAGUAAGAUUAAGAGAAAGGUGAAUACAAUGGACUUUAAAACUAAGAACUGUUUAAAUUUAACAUGCUGUAUUCAGCGAUAAUAAUGAGUUUGUUCAGGUAGUUCAGGUGAUACUAAAGCACUCCUUAUUUGUGAAACAAAUUUUAGGGUAUGAAUAACUGAAGAGGCGUAGAAAUCAUGUGAGUCGCUAGGGCGCACCACUGGAAAACUGCUAAUCGGACAUUUCUUUGAGGUCUCUCUCUCACGGAAUUUCCUUCCUAGCUUAGAAUUGGGUUUGCAAUCUUCCCGUUAUUUGUGUGAAUAUAAACAGCACUAAGAUCAGCAGGCCUUUUAAUCCUGAAGGAUUUUCCCUGAGGUUAUAAUCUCAGGAAUAUCCAGUUGCGCAUGCCAUGUUCCCCCACCCCCCACCCCCCCCCGGCGCGGGCGAGCACACACACUCGCACACUCUUGAAGCUACACUGUAUUGUAAUAUAGCAGUGGUGUGUGGCAGACCUGGAGAAACAAACUGUACCUAAUAGUAUGAUGAAACCAAAGGCAUCAUAACCCAUCAUCAUUCUCCUUCAAAAUCGUAAUUUCACACCCUUAACCUACAGCUUUGAAAACCUUUUGUAUGUGGAAAAUACCCAAGAUAUCCACUCGUCUCACAAAGUACGCGUGGCUAUGUGAUUACACUGAUAAAACAUCUCUCUACUGCGGCAACUGUGAAAAUAACAGAAAGCAGAUGGGCUUAAAAGCAUUGACCUGAAAGCAGCCUUCUUUAAAAGCUUCUGUGACACGGGUGUCAGCCCAUCUCUGGCAACCAUCGGUCCGUCCUGCUCUUCUGCAGUAUGCCAGUGCCUUUGCCUUUGUAUGGUUUCCUGUCUCUUCAGUGAUGAUCAACCCCACUUGGUAUCAAAUAACAGUUUAGGUGGAAACUAUAUAUCCUGCUUGCUGUUCUAACUCAAGGUUGACCAGUAUUCUUAGACACGCUGAAGUGGCAGCAGUUAGGUUGGCACUGGUCAGUGUAGAAUGAAGGUGGCGUGUACGGAAGCAGGUCGAGGCUGUAUUAAGACCAUGUAGAUGACUUCACAGCUACUGCAUGAACAUACAUCCAGGUUAGUAAGCUGUCGCGUCAGGCAGUAGAUGCAUGGUUCCGGUCCUGUGGUGAUCCGUCUAGUAAAUCCUUGUUUUUGCCGGCCAGGACAAAGGGGCAGAAACCAGUCUCUUGAAUAGGUGUAGAGGGUGGGUUAGGAGGGAUCAGAGGUCACUUUUCAAGAAGUUUUGUACGUGCUCAUUUCUGGUUGUGCACAGGUUUCAUAGGCCAGAGCAGGCUGCAUUCAGUUUUUAAAAGAAGCAAAAUUGUUUUCCACGGACACAUUUGAUCUAUUUAACUGUGUCCCCUCUAUAUAGACUUCUUGUCUCUGACCACUUUGAAGGAGGACUCAGUCAACUUUCAAGGUGCUGUUUCGAAAGGCUGUCCUGGUCAGACGGAAGCGUGCUCCCCUCGGCCAGCGGGCAGAUGCUGGGCAGCACGUGUCGGCUCAGGCCCGUGGCUGCGUGUGUUGGCCGCUGCGCCGCCGGCUUCUAGUGAAACGUCUUUUUUCUUAAAACUGUGUCUUGUUUGAUGUAUCUGGUAACACAUAGACCUGACUAUACAUUUUACACUGUUUCAUGGUUUUGUAAACUGGGUUUUUAGAAAGCACACGUGUUUUGUUCCAAGUACAUUGCCCCUUCAUGUGUGGAGUAGUGUUUAAAGUGGUAAUAGAGGAGCCAGAAACUUCCUAAGCAUUGUAAACUGUGUGGAUCGAUAAUGACCUUGUGUGGGAGAGCAAAGAGGCAGGGGGUUGUAAAGAAACAAAAGAACUGCAUCGUAGAAAAGGUAGUUUUAGACGAGGUAAAGGAGGGUGGGGAAAGUGUUGCUAAUUUGUUUAUUUCCCUGAACGAACUGGGAAGUGUGGUGAGCAGUUUAAUUUUUAAGGAGCUGGUCUCAAUUUUAGUACUUUUUAAUUAUUAAAAGAAAUUAUUGUUUCCUUCAAUUUUGUCAUCGUUUUGUCCCAGUUAUCUAGGGUUUGUAGCAAGCAUCCUGUGGCCACUCAGUUUUCUAUAGUAUUUGAAAAGGUAACUGUAAUGUCUUUGACAGUAUAAACAAAAAAGCAAGAAUAUGAGGCAUAGAAAAAUUGUCCUUUGAAAACAUCAGUCAUGGACCCUGGAAUGUGAAGAUGUCCCUUCCUAGUUAAAGGGUAUAUUGGUAUAUCGGUCGAGCAAGAACAGUGACCGCUGAAAUGUUACUAUAAAAAAAAAAAAAAGUCAAUAAAUGGGGCACUGUCUGUUGCAGCACUACUGUAUCUUUUUGAAAGAAUUAACAGUAUUUAAAAGUUAAUUCUGAUGAUGUUUUCACAUUCACUAGACCUGCCUUUUUUUUCUUUAUUAUUUGCAUCCCCAGAUAUUUAAUACAAGUAGAAUUUUGCAUGGCUUGGGCAUUCAGAGAUUAAAAGGGUGAUGACUCAAUUUUAGUUUCUAAAGCCAUGAAAAGUUGCUUUGAGACUGAACAAUUCUGAAUUCUUAUUUAUAAUGAGACCCAAUGUCCAUGGUUCCCUACUGUAAAAGAAUUGAUCAGUGUCUUCAUUAAAACAGCAAGAACUUAUUAAAUCUUGUAAAUACCAUGUUUCUUUUUAGAUUUCCGUGUAUGCUGUGAAUCAUUAUUUUGAGGUGAAAUUGUACAAAGGCAUUUUAAAAGGCUAUGCAUGCAUCGUAUUUCCAAACAGUACAUAUUCGGAAAGUCAAAGAUUCCUGCAAAAUAAAUUAAUAAACUAAAAACAAACACUA
Molecule: messenger RNA, 6703 nt
Organism: Hyaena hyaena (striped hyena)
Lineage: Eukaryota; Metazoa; Chordata; Mammalia; Carnivora; Hyaenidae
Gene: TAB3
Product: TGF-beta activated kinase 1 (MAP3K7) binding protein 3
Exons: 11
Coding region: 561-2714 (717 amino acids)
Cellular component (GO): extracellular exosome
Molecular function (GO): ubiquitin binding
Source: RefSeq, a predicted model, not a curated record